AUGAACUCAACGGCGAACGGAUCCAGCGGGUCUUGGAACUGCUUCACUCAGUUUCAUUCCACUGCGUGGAAAAUCGGAGGAACCGUCACCUUAUGUCUGAUCAUCAUCGUUUCACUGGCCGCAAAUUCUCUCAUUGUUAUCAUCGUUUAUAAAACGCCGAACUUAAGAAAACCGAUAAAUUAUUUCAUCGCAAACAUGGCCUCAUCUGAUUUGCUGGUUCCAAUAUUCAAAAUACCUUGGACCCUUUUAUUGUUGCACACCAACUCGACUCUUAUCGGUGGUCCGCUUGGCAAGGCCUUUUGUAAGCUUGUCCCCUUCUUUGUAAGAGUUUCCUUUAAGGUUUCGAUUCAGAAUCUGGUUCUUAUAGCAGUGGAUCGAUUUGGAGCUGUGGUGUUUCCACUCCGUUCCCCACUCAUCAGAUCCAAGCUGUGUCCCUUCUUCAUUCUUGCCACGUGGAUAGUUGCCGUAGCUGUCAGUUCGCCAUACUUGUUCGCCUUCGAGACCGUUGAAUCCCCAGAGGGAAACCAGUGUCAUCUGGAUUGGGAGAAAGCAUUCGGAGAGUCAUCGUCUCAUGCCAGUUUCCUACUAGCUAAACACAUUCUGUUUAUUUACAUACCUUUGCUGUUCUUAGUAAUUCUUUACUCCAUCAUCUUUAUCAAGCUCAAGACACAGGCACACCCCGGUGAACGGUCGACCAACAAUCAGCAACAGCGGCAAAGAAGAAACAGAAACGUGCUUCAAAUGUCCAUUGUCAUCGUAACAGUGUUUGUGCUUUGCUGGUUACCGGGCGUUACUACCAUUUUAAUCAUAUUGUAUCAGGACAGUUCCACGCAUUUUUCGUGUAGUUUCUGGAUAUACCUUGAAGUCACCUUUUAUAUCAAUACCGCGUACUUUGCUAUCAACCCAGUUGUCUGUUUCAUGUUUAGCAGUAAUUACCGAAAAGCUCUUAAAAGACUCAUAAAAUGUUCUUUUGUACAGGCGUAG
Molecule: messenger RNA, 984 nt
Organism: Porites evermanni
Lineage: Eukaryota; Metazoa; Cnidaria; Anthozoa; Scleractinia; Poritidae
Source: the annotation of a GenBank genome assembly